AUGCGAUGCGCGAGCAAGGCCGCCGAGAGCGCGUCCUCACGUCUCUGUGCGGACGCCGAAGCAGAAACAACAGCAACUGAUGUCUCAUCGGUUGCUGAAGCGACCCAGCCUGUGUCACUUGGUGAUGCAGGCGCUGUUCAUGAAGACACUCGUGUUUUAACAGAGUACGAGCUCGGUGUCUCGUACUCUCCUGAUACGGAUGACGGAUCCGUAUCGACGGCGAUUGAAUCUAAGCCGCCUGCCAAGCGUGGCAUGGACGAUGCUUUGCGUCGCAGCAUCUUUGGUUCAUCUGACGAAUCAGAUGAAUCAUCGCCGAAGCGAAGGCGCUCGAGGUCGCGAGACUCGGGCGCUAAUAGUGGUGUCGGUUCUCCUAUGGACACCACUUCGCAACGAGGUACCAGUCCUUCUGUCGGCACGUCGCAGGAAGAGCGGGACCGCAAUGUCUUGCGUCUCGCUCCAGAAAAGAAGGCAUGGAUGCCUCCGAAAUCCGUCAUGGAUCACUUGUCGGCGACGACGAGUGAUCGUUAUCGAACACGAUUGUUCGAUUCGUCAAGGAUCCAUCACCUUGACCCCAGCGCGAAAAACUAUCGCGCUGAACACGAAUUCUUCAUCGAUGCUUUCUUUAGACAUCGAUGGUACAGUGGGAAUCACAAACGUGAUGGUCCCUCACUACUUCAGGCGUGGAACGCCUACAUCCAUAACCUCGAGGAUGUAGGUCGUGACGCUUGGAACGACAAACUUAUCAAAGCUCGUGAUAAGUUUGAAAAGCGAACCCCGACAGGUGCACGCUACAAGCUGCAUCGUCUGUCAAGGUAG
Molecule: messenger RNA, 816 nt
Organism: Peronospora matthiolae
Lineage: Eukaryota; Oomycota; Peronosporomycetes; Peronosporales; Peronosporaceae
Source: the annotation of a GenBank genome assembly